This is a messenger RNA of Sinocyclocheilus anshuiensis, 804 nucleotides long. RefSeq names its product high mobility group protein 20A-like. The coding region runs from base 277 to 804 and encodes 175 amino acids. The record is from RefSeq and is a predicted model, not a curated record. Gene Ontology annotation, cellular component: nucleus. The transcript is spliced from 5 exons. Lineage: Eukaryota; Metazoa; Chordata; Actinopteri; Cypriniformes; Cyprinidae. Gene Ontology annotation, biological process: regulation of gene expression.
CAGCGCUCCAUCGUUUCAGAGAGCACGCCCGCAAUAAAGCUCUUUCACUGAGCCGGAGAGGAUGAUGAUGAGGGUUAGGAUGAAGCUCGUGAUGAUGAGGAGGGAGCGCAUGAGGGAGCUUCCUGUCGCCGCGUGAUGACGUCGGCCGGCUCCCUGUAUUGUUUUGACUCGGAUAUUUUUCCUGUCUAAAAUUCCUGAAAGAUCGCGCGAAAAACACGUUAAAGACGCGAUUUUACACCCGAUUUCAGCCUCAGAUCAAACUACAGGUCAGAGGUCAUGGAGGAGCAGAGUGGGUCACCGGGGGCCAACACAGACAACAGCAGCCAGCGCAAUGGAGAGGAGAAACCUCGCAGGAGCAGCUGGACCAAAGGCAGGAGGAGGAAGAAGCCACUGAAGGACAGUAAUGCCCCCAAAGCCCCCUUAACAGGAUACGUGCGCUUCAUGAAUGAGCACCGCGAGCAGCUGAGGGCGGAAAGACCAGACAUGCCUUUCCCAGAGAUCACCAGGAUGCUCGGGAAUGAGUGGAGCAAACUGCCUCCGGAAGAGAAACAGCGCUAUCUGGAUGAAGCGGACAAAGAUAAGGAGCGCUACAUGAGAGAACUGGAGCAGUAUCAGAAGACUGAAGCCUAUAAACACUUCAGUAGGAAGGUGCAAGAGAAACAAAAAGGAAAGAGACACAGAGGAGAUGCUGGAAGGCAGGUGCCUGGUGAAUCACUUCAUGAGGUAAAACAUCGACACCGAGGCCCACACAGAAUCUGCACCUUUUUUUUUCCAGGUCAUAGAAAAUCUGGAAUUAACAGAUAA